AUGGCCUGCUGCUCCACCAGCUUCUGCGGACUCCCCAGCUUUACCCUCAGUGGGACCUGCGACUCCAGCUGCUGCCGGCCAAGCUCCUGCCAGACCAGCUGCUGCCAGCCAAGCUCCUGCCAGACCAGCUGCUGCCAGCCAAGCUCCUGCCAGACCAGCUGUGGCAUCGGUGGUGGCGUUGGUGGUGGCAUUGGUGGUGGCCAGGAGGGUGGCUCCGGAGCUGUGAGCUACCGCACCAGGUGGUGCCGCCCUGACUGCCGAGUGGAGGGCACCUCCCUGCCCCCCUGCUGUGUGGUGAGCUGUACCCCCCCAUCCUGCUGUGAGCUGCACCAGGCCCAGGCCUCCUGUUGCCGCCCAUCCUACUGUGGACAGUCCUGCUGCCGCCCAGCCUGCUGCUGCCAGCCCACCUGCUGUGAGCCCACCUGCUGUGAGCCUAGCUGCUGUGAGCCCACUUGCUAA
Messenger RNA from Diceros bicornis minor, 459 nucleotides. RefSeq names its product keratin, high-sulfur matrix protein, B2A-like. The record is from RefSeq and is a predicted model, not a curated record. NCBI's taxonomy places the organism in Eukaryota, Metazoa, Chordata, Mammalia, Perissodactyla, Rhinocerotidae. Gene Ontology annotation, cellular component: keratin filament. The coding region runs from base 1 to 459 and encodes 152 amino acids. The transcript has a single exon.